Molecule: messenger RNA, 896 nt
Organism: Vitis riparia (riverbank grape)
Lineage: Eukaryota; Viridiplantae; Streptophyta; Magnoliopsida; Vitales; Vitaceae
Product: ADP-ribosylation factor-like protein 5
Exons: 3
Coding region: 191-742 (183 amino acids)
Biological process (GO): intracellular protein transport; vesicle-mediated transport; protein localization to Golgi membrane
Cellular component (GO): cytoplasm; trans-Golgi network
Molecular function (GO): GTPase activity; GTP binding
Source: RefSeq, a predicted model, not a curated record
GGCCAGUCAGCCACCAUUCCCAAAAAGAUAUUCUUUUAACUUUUGAAACCAACGAGGGUUUCUCUGGUUUCAAUCUUCGCCAUCCCAAAACCAGAGCAAACCACCGCUACCGCCCCACUACCGUCGCUGCGUCACAACCCUCGAUCUCAUCUUCCCCGCAUCUCUUUAUCAAGGUAAUUUUGUGAAUAGAAUGGGGGCAUUUGUGUCAAAAUUCUGGUUCAUGUUGUUUCCUGCAAAGGAGUAUAAGAUUGUUGUUGUUGGAUUGGAUAAUGCUGGAAAGACCACAACUCUUUACAAAUUACACUUGGGUGAGGUGGUCACCACACAUCCUACCGUUGGGAGCAACGUGGAGGAGCUCGUUUACAAGAAUAUUCGAUUCGAGGUGUGGGAUCUUGGUGGGCAAGAAAGGCUGAGGACAUCAUGGGCAACUUAUUACAGAGGAACUCAUGCUGUUAUUGUCGUGAUAGAUAGCACUGACAGAGCCAGGAUCACAAUUAUGAAGGAUGAACUCUUCAGGCUGCUUCAACAUGAUGAUCUUCAAAAUUCUGUCAUUCUCGUCUUUGCAAACAAACAGGACAUCAAGGAUGCUAUGACCCCUGCUGAGAUCACGGAUGCCCUUUCUCUCCACAGCAUCAAGAAUCAUGAUUGGCAUAUCCAAGCCUGUUGUGCCCUCACCGGGGAUGGCCUGUACGACGGUUUGGGGUGGAUUGCCCAGCGGGUUACAGGAAAAGCCCCAAGUUAGAAAACAAAGAAAUAAAAAAGGAUGGUCUUUUUUUUUUUUUUUUUUGCAUAUUUUAUUUUACCAUGGAGUUGGAGAUAAGAGAAACAAAAGCCUCGUAUGUACAAUCUAACAAUAUGACAAGCUAUUUCUAAGCAAAUUUGUAGAUUGUUUUCCA